UAAUAAUAGGAAGAAAAAAAAGUAAUGAGAAUGGACCAAAGUAUGCUUGCAAAUAAAGGUGGCGUAGGAACGGCUUGUUCGAAUUUAUGUCAGUGGCGCUAAAUUCCUCUCCUUCGAAAACUACACUUCCAUUCGAAAUAUAAUAUUCUGCGAUAUUGAACUCAAACUGUAAGUGCUCAAAUUCGAUUCAAAAUUUAGGGUUUUGAAAGAUCCAUAUGUCGACGACGGGUGGACCUAAAGAUAGGGGCUUGCAGCUCAUGGCGGCGCCGGAGAAGAGAGCUCUUGCUCUUCCUCCGAAGCCACCGUCAACGUCUGGAUCUAUGGCCCUUGUCGAGUAUAAUCCUCCCGUGUUCAAGGAAGAGGAGGAAGACAUAGAGAUUAAGCUCCGCCGAAUCAUCGAGAAUGUUCCCGUUCGCGUUAGCAACACCUCUGGUAGCUCAGCUGGUUCUGGCUCCGGCGACUUUCAUCAGUAUCGACAAAUGAGACGGAAAGAGCAAGACAGGCUUGCCCGGAUGGAUGUAGAUUACCAGCGAAGGAAAGAAGAAGCUGAAUUCAAUAUGCGAAGGGAGGAAAGAUUGAAAGCUGCUGAAGAACGAACAGCAAAGAAGCGUUUGAAACGUCAGAAGAAAAAGCAAAGGAAAAGGGAGAAGAAGAGGGUGACAAAUGCAGAUGGGGAAAAGAAUAAGAAAGAAUCUUCAGAUGAAGAAGUGGAGUCCGAUGAUGAAGGACCAAAAUGAACAGUUUGUAUCCAAUACUGAGUUUUAUGUCUCGUUAAAUUAUGUUUCAUACUUAACAUACAGCAUAUUUGUAGCAAGAAGAACAACAGAGUCAUUUGGUGUUCUGGAUUUUUGUAUCUAAAUUCUUUAAUCUCUUUUUUUAGGAUAGAAAAAAAAUUAAAUUCUUAUUC
Molecule: messenger RNA, 907 nt
Organism: Humulus lupulus (European hop)
Lineage: Eukaryota; Viridiplantae; Streptophyta; Magnoliopsida; Rosales; Cannabaceae
Exons: 2
Coding region: 216-737 (173 amino acids)
Biological process (GO): negative regulation of protein kinase activity
Cellular component (GO): nucleolus
Molecular function (GO): protein kinase binding; double-stranded RNA binding; protein kinase inhibitor activity
Source: RefSeq, a predicted model, not a curated record